This is a messenger RNA of Metarhizium album ARSEF 1941, 810 nucleotides long. Its product is annotated as FMN-binding split barrel-related protein. The transcript is spliced from 2 exons. The coding region runs from base 1 to 810 and encodes 269 amino acids. Gene Ontology annotation, cellular component: nucleus; cytoplasm. The record is from RefSeq and is a predicted model, not a curated record. NCBI's taxonomy places the organism in Eukaryota, Fungi, Ascomycota, Sordariomycetes, Hypocreales, Clavicipitaceae.
AUGGACAAGAUCCCACUUAAUUACGAAGCCUCCCAAGGCGAUACCCAUAAGCGAACCACCGAUACAAUACCUCUCGAAGUAGUGCAGUGCCUGGAGAAUGCCCGUUUCGUGAGUUUCCAUCCUCACCGUCCUCGCCGCCAUUCGGAGCCUCCACUCCCCGAGGCCGUCACCGAGCCCUCAAGUUUCGACCUCGAUGAACAAUCGUGCGUGACUGACACCCUCCGCCUCAAGCUCCACCUGGCAACAUGCACAGAUAACGUGCCUCACGUCUCGCUCAUGAACUACACAUACCUCCCCUCGUCGCCGUACUCCUCCACCCCCGCCAUCAUCAUGACCACCAACCCGGCCUCGCGCAAGACGACCAACAUCAUCACCAACCCCAACGUCUCGCUGCUCGUCCACGACUGGAGUUCCCACCGGCCGCCCACUCAAGGUCGCCGCAUGUCCGGCGGCUCUCCGGGCCCCGAGCACCGCUCCAGCCUCGCCUCCCUCCUCCUCAACCUCAACUCGUCGGCCGUGUCCAGCAUCAGCGCCACCAUAGGAGGGGCCGCCCGCCUGGCGCCGCCCGGCUCGGAUGAGGAGAAGUACUUUACCGAACAGCAUCUCGCCAACAACACAUUCGAGGAAGGAGAGGCCAGUUUCCGGCAGGAUAGCAACACGAGCUCCGACGGACGCCGGAGCCGCUUCGUCGCCGGCGAGGAGGUGCGAGUCAUCAUUGUUGAUAUCAAGGACGUCAGGAUCAGCGACUGGAAGGGCACCGUCCGGGAUUGGGCAUUGGUGCCGGAUGCGGGCUUGGUCAGCGGGGCUUGA